AGUGAUGGCGGAGGAACCGCGGCGGGAACCCUAGCAGACCAAAUGCAGUUCGAUAAUUCUCGUUCAAAAUGCCACCCGCAGUAUUACAACAAUGAAAUUGAGGACUACAAAUUGGGUGAAUGUACAGUUGUGCUACAUAAUGGAGCAACGGGUGUCAACCAGGACUGCUCCAUUCAGCUGCCAUUUUUCUGCAAGCAAGCCAAGUGCGGAGGGCCUCGACAGCUACCGUCAUUAGUUGGCCUACCAAGCUGGACUCACAAAUGCGGCUGGUGGUUGGACAACCCCUACAGUGACUUCUGCUACCUGAUAAGGCACCAGCCCAUGAAGACCUGGAAGGAGGCGGAAAAGGCCUGCCAAAGCUUCGGAGGGAACCUGCUCAGUAUCGCGGACUCGCACGAACAAUCCUUUAUACACGGUAUCAUCAAGACCCUGGCGGGCAUUGACUACAUGUGGUUGGGCGCUAAAACCCCAGUGCAUGUACUCUCCAAAUGGACUGAUGGAUCUCGGAUCACUUACGUCCAGUUGAAGAGGAGAGGUUGGUCUGAAAGCAUUUCUGACGUUUUGUUGGUCAAAGAAACCAUAGACAGCUGUGUUAGGUUUUCCACUCGCGGCGACUACUGGGGACUUGCCCAUUGCGACAACAAGCUAGGCUACAUCUGCAAGAGAAUAGGACAAGGAAAAGGAGUGAAACAUUUGGCUUCUGACAGCGCCAACCAGUGUGCUCCUGGGUGGCUUAUGUACCGCACCAGCUGCUACAAAAAGGUGGAGGCCCCCAAUGGUUGGCUGGGGGCCCGGCAUCACUGUUUGUGGGAGGGCGGCGACCUGAUCGCCAUCAACUCCUCAGACGAGGCGCAAUUUGUGAUAAAAACCAUGGGCGAGGAGACCCCGUUCUUCUGGCUUGGACUCUCCAACCUGAAAUGCGAUGUCUGGUGUCGCUUUGAAGGCGGCAAACGGCUCAUAAGAUGGUCCAAUGGCCUGGGAGUAGAUUACGAGAACAUUGGAGAACCUCAUGAUUGGACAUCCGAUGUUCCAUCCUGCGCCUACGUCAACAAAGGAAUGGGUAAUCCUGGCAUGUGGAGGUUUGGUUCCUGCGGUUCCUCAUUCCCCUACAUGUGCAAACGGCCGCUGAAAUGCCCGGCUGGACAGGCGUGUUCCCCCAAAAGCGAUGGUUACAUAUUCAAAGCAGUGGCAACUUCUGACUGCAACGAUGGCAACUUCCUGUAUGGCGAUCAUUGCUAUAAUUCCCAGAAGAUGUACAAAAGUUGGGAGGAAGCCGAGAGGUUCUGUGUCGCGCGGGGAGGCCACCUGGUCAGUGUCCAUUCCAAGGAAGAGACCAAAUAUGUGUUUGAUCACGCAAGGGGUUGGUAUCCUUGGCUUGGACUAACAAAGAAAAACAAUACAUACGAGUGGAGUGACGGAACAGAUUAUGACUACAAAGAGUGGCAACGCAAACAACCUGGGAAGUGCGCAUGCCCAAAUUCUUGGGGGGAGUUAGCUGCCUGCCCCUGCACGGGAGAGCGGCCAUUUGUCUGCAAAACAGCCAAGCUCCUAAGCUCUCCACAGCUCCCACCAUUAAUUGGUCAAGCAGGCUGGACUGACAAAUGCGGCUGGUGGCUGGACGGCCUCUCCGGCGAUUUUUGCCACCUGGUUAUCCGCUGGCCCAAGACCUGGCAGGAGGCGGAAGACAACUGCAAUCGCCUCGGAGGGCACCUGCUCAGCAUCACAGACUUGCCCAAGCAGAACUUCCUACACGGUUACACCAAGGCUCUGGCCAUGGAGGGUAAUGCCUCUCUGUGGUUGGGUGCCAGAACCCCAUUGAACCAAGAUGAUAGCGUGUGGACUGACAAAUCACCGUGGAAGGAAAUCAAAACGGUUGGAGGUGACCUGAACUCAACUCAAAGAUGUCUUUCCAUGGUCACUGGCAGCGGCGACUGGAAGGUCGACAAGUGCGACAAUAAGAAAGACUAUAUCUGCGAGAAAAAAGGAGUGGCGAAUAUAAUACCUUCAUCGUCUCCUAAAGGUGGAGUGGGGAAGAAAAAACCUUCGUCAUCUAACCCUGCCAACCAGUGCGCUCCUGGGUGGCUUAUGUACCGCACCAGCUGCUACAAGAAGGUGGAGGCCCCCAAUGGUUGGCUGGGGGCCCGGCAUCACUGUGUCUGGGAGGGCGGCGACCUGGUCUCCAUUACCUCCUCAGCCGAGGAACAAUUUGUGAAGGACAUCAUGGGCGAGAAGACACCGUUCUGGCUGGGACUCUCCAACCAGAUAUGCGACAACGUUUGGUGUCGCUUCGAAGGCGGAAACCAGAAUUUGAGCUGGUCCGAUGGCCAGAGGAAGUCCCACACCAACUGGAUUUUAAAUCAUACUGAAAUAACCAACAUUACUUCCUGCGCCUAUGUCAACCAAGGGGCUUGGAGUCAGCCUGGCAAGUGGCGCUCUGGAUCCUGCGGUUCCUCCUUGGCCUACGUGUGCAAACGUCCGCUGAGGUGCCCGGGUAGAAAGACGUGUUCCCCCAAAGGCGACGGUUACAUGUUCAAAGCAGUGGCAACUUCUGACUGCAACGAUGGCAACUUCCUGUAUGGCGAUCAUUGCUAUAAUUACCAGAAGAUUUACAAAAGUUGGGAGGAAGCCGAGAGGUUCUGUGUCGCGCGGGGAGGCCACCUGGCCAGCCUCCACUCCAAAGAAGAGGCCCAAUUUGUGUAUGAUCACUCGCAAAGUCAACAUUCGUCUUUUGUGGGACUCAAGAAUAAGACGAAGAAUGAGUACAAAUGGAGUGACGGAACAGCUUUCGACUACAAAGAGUGGGAAAAGAACACCACUGGGGACUGUGCAUUCCCAAAUUCUGUUGGGCAGAUCAGUGCCUGCCCCUGCACAAAAGAGCGGCCAUUCGUCUGCAAAACAGCUAAACGCAGAGGGCCUCAACAGCUGCCACCAUUAGUUGGCCAACUGGACUGGACUGACAAAUGCGGCUGGUGGUUGGACAACCCCUACAGUGACUUCUGCUACCUGAUCGACCACCAGGCCAGGAGGACCUGGGAGCAGGCUCGAACCAACUGCAAAGACUUUGGAGGGGACCUGCUCAGCAUUGCCAACGCUUACGAGCAGGCCAUUGUACAUGUUUACAUCAAGGCUGUGGCAAGUGAGCCAUCGCUGUGGUUGGGCGCCACUCCCACUAAAAAUGACAUCAAAUGGAUUGACGGAACCACGAUCAAUUACUCCAGAUGGAGUGCAGGUAACGCCAAAGAGGGGAAAUGUUUUUCCUUUCUCACUGGCAGCGGCCACUGGAAAGCUGAGACUUGCGACAACCAGCGAGGCUACAUCUGCAAGAAAACAGGACGAAAAUUUCAAGGAGGGCAACAACCUUUGACGUCUUCUAAUGGCAGGUCGUGAUCCUUAGGAAGCUGAGUGCUUGACAUGCAAGGCAAAUAAAGGUGCCAAUGCACCCUGCUAGAGGAGGACUGAAGAGGAGCCCUUUUUUUUUUUCUUCAAAUGCAGCACCGAUGGCCGUAUUUCUUUUCUUUAUUUUACCGAGUGUACCACUUAAAAAGUAAAUGUCAGCGUACACAUGUUUUUGUUAGUGGAAAUAUGUUUAGGUUAUUGUAUAUUUGUUUUGUGUUGUUCGGGCCAAUAAAUAACGUGGGCCUUGAAUCAUAGUGAUAGGUAAGAAGUCCCAACUUUCCAUGCUUUAAUUGUCAGAGGAAGUUCUGGAACUAACUUCCAAAAAGGCUUCUGCUGACGUUUUAUUGGAAAGGAGUUUAUAUAGUCUAGUAUUCAUAUUAUUCCAAUUUACCAUGCAUUAUCAUUCUGUUUGAUUUACCAUGCAUUAUUAUCAUUGAUUGAUUUACCAUGCAUUAUGAUUGUUUGAUUUACCAUGCAUUAUUAUUGUUAUUGUUUGAUUUACCAUGCGUUAUUCUUUGAUUUACUAUGUAUUAUUAUUAUGUUGGAUUUACCAUGCAUCAUUAUUCUGUUUGAUUUACCAUGCGAUAUUAUCCUGUUAUUUUCCAUGCAUUAUUAUUGUUCUUAAUUACCAUGUGUUAUUAUUAUUCCGUUUAAUAUACCAUGCAUUAUUAUUUUGUUUGAUUUACAAUGCGUUAUUAUUAUUCAGUUUAUUUACCAUGCAUUAUUCUGUUUUGAUUUACCAUGCGUGAUUAUUAGUCUAAUUUACCAUACCACCUUCCACCUGUUAUUUUACCUUGUAUAUUCGUCCAAAAAUAUGCAAAUAAAAUAAAAGACAUUUGAUGUUACAGUUAACUCGUUGAGUAGUUUACUGAUUAUAACAAACAAUUCUAAAGAGUCACAUGUAGUUGUGGUAGCAAGAAGAAGAAAAAAAAAAAGGCAAAAACCAUUGU
Molecule: messenger RNA, 4346 nt
Organism: Syngnathus typhle (broad-nosed pipefish)
Lineage: Eukaryota; Metazoa; Chordata; Actinopteri; Syngnathiformes; Syngnathidae
Product: secretory phospholipase A2 receptor-like
Exons: 33
Coding region: 43-3387 (1114 amino acids)
Molecular function (GO): signaling receptor activity
Source: RefSeq, a predicted model, not a curated record